CAACGUAGCCUCAGGCUGCAGCUUACGCUGGAUUCUGUUUGCUCGCCACUGCUGGCAGGAUCAGCAGUGGAGUACCGCUUCUGGUGUGCGGAUUCACUUGAUCUGUCCUUGUCGUCCACCAUGCCCAGAAAAACAAUCAUCGAGAAGCGCGAUAUUGUCCGGGAGGCCUAUUCCUGCAAGAACAACGUCAAGGCCACCGCUCGCAAGUACACGGUGCAGCCACAGCAUAUCCGGCGCUGGCUCCGGCAGCUCGAGAGGAUGAACAUCAUCGUCUUUGACGACGAUCGGGCUCCGAUCUACAGGCCCUCCAGGACAAGCAAGCUGAUGGAAAACCCAAAGCCUCUGCAGCCCAUUACCCCCAAGGAACAACCAACCCUGAUCCAUCCUGGGCCAAGUCAGAACCACCCGAUCGCGCCAAGCGAACUCCCGCCCUCGCCGGACUUUAUGAUCCCAAUGCCACAGAUUCCCUCGCAGCCAUCCUCGGGGUGGUAUUGGUGUGAUCCGGACUCGCCUUUGAGCUCUACGAGCUCGUCCAUGGGUGUCUCACCACCCAUUAGUCUUGCCGGAGGCAACUCUGCCCUUGCCCAGUUUGCUCCUGCAGUAUCCUCGUCCAAGGAGCCGCUUCUGGAGGAUUUGUUCAGCUCGGCAGCGCCGCUGUUCGAUCCCUCAGUCCACCUCAUCCCUCCGGUCCCGGUGUGGUCGACGGCGAGCUUUGUGCCUCCGUUGCUGCAGCUGGCUGCUCAACCUGCCGGCCCCAGCAUCUGUCGCUGCCGCUCGCCAGCCCCAGGCCCAUUCCAUCCGCCAACCUACCAUGCCAAGUACGAGCUUGUGCUUGAUCCUGUUCAUCCACAAGCAAGCCCGCUUCCGAGAUCGGCAGGGAUAUAUGAUGCCAACUACCCCAACCCGAUCUACUAUUUCAGUUGAUCCGACCGGGUCGUGCUUGGCUUGCAGGCUCCAUUUGAUCUUCCUGCCCAUUUUUGGACACGCCCGCUUGACCUCAAAGAUCGAUUGCAUGUUCCUCAAUACCGCUCUGUCACCGACCCUGGCAGCUCUAUAUUCGCUUCUUUUUGUUGUUAUUGUUCUUGUUCUUAUUGUUGUUGUUUCUCCUUUCCUUCUCUCCGCCAUCAACUUGUGCUUCAGGCUCGCGUAGCCAUGGGUUGUGAAUCAGUUUCCUUCCCGGACCCUUCGUCUAUUCGAGACGAGGCUCGGCUUGCCGCACCGUCUUUCCUUCUUUGCCUUCAUUCGUGACUC
Molecule: messenger RNA, 1251 nt
Organism: Polychytrium aggregatum
Lineage: Eukaryota; Fungi; Chytridiomycota; Chytridiomycetes; Polychytriales
Exons: 3
Molecular function (GO): sequence-specific DNA binding
Source: RefSeq, a predicted model, not a curated record